UACAGAGACGUGGAGAUGUCUGUAACGUUGUCUCAUCCAUCAUCAUGUCUUCUUCUUCUCUUCCUUCUCUUUUCCGGUCAUCCCUCCGUCCUCGGAACCUCCAUCCCCGACGCGGUGAACACGGCGGCGCGUUUGGUAAACAGAGCGAGAAGAGCAAAACUGUCGAGAGAAUUUCUACAAGCGCACAACGAUGCACGUGUUUCUUCAGGCGUGCCAACGCUCGGAUGGGACAGAGACCUGGCCCGAUUCGCUGAUAAAUGGGCUAAACAACGUAAGUCCGAUUGCAGUAUGAUACAUUCAGGUGGGCCUUACGGUGAGAACAUUUUCUGGCACCGGCGUAAGAAGACGUGGUCGCCGGAGAAAGUGGUGACGAGAUGGUUUGAGGAAAGGUUUAACUACGACGUGAAAACAAACACGUGCGCACCGGGAAAGAUGUGCGGCCAUUACACGCAGAUGGUGUGGAGAGAGACCACAGCCGUUGGAUGCGCACGUGUGAAAUGCCAUAACGGUCGUGGCUAUCUUGUGGUGUGUGAAUAUGAUCCACGCGGGAAUUACGAAGGUGAAAGACCAUUUUGA
Arabidopsis thaliana (thale cress) is the source of this 576-nucleotide messenger RNA. RefSeq names its product CAP (Cysteine-rich secretory proteins, Antigen 5, and Pathogenesis-related 1 protein) superfamily protein. The record is from RefSeq and is marked reviewed. NCBI's taxonomy places the organism in Eukaryota, Viridiplantae, Streptophyta, Magnoliopsida, Brassicales, Brassicaceae. Bases 16 to 576 code for a protein of 186 amino acids. The transcript has a single exon. Gene Ontology annotation, cellular component: extracellular region.